Messenger RNA from Manis javanica (Malayan pangolin), 2442 nucleotides. It is a transcript of the gene PPIL4, whose product is annotated as peptidylprolyl isomerase like 4. The record is from RefSeq and is a predicted model, not a curated record. Gene Ontology annotation, biological process: protein peptidyl-prolyl isomerization. Gene Ontology annotation, cellular component: nucleus. Lineage: Eukaryota; Metazoa; Chordata; Mammalia; Pholidota; Manidae. Gene Ontology annotation, molecular function: RNA binding; peptidyl-prolyl cis-trans isomerase activity.
CCGCGCCGAGGGCGACGCGUGGCGUCGACGACGACGACGACUGCGCCAGUCAGCCCCCGGACUCGUUGCAGAGGAGGGGCGGGCGCCAUGGCGGUUCUGCUGGAAACCACUUUGGGCGACUUCGUCAUCGACUUGUAUACGGAGGAGCGGCCGCGCGCCUGCUUGAAUUUCCUGAAGUUGUGCAAAAUAAAAUAUUACAAUUAUUGCCUUAUUCACAAUGUUCAGAGGGAUUUUAUCAUACAAACUGGUGAUCCUACAGGGACUGGCCGUGGAGGAGAGUCUGUUUUUGGUCAACUGUAUGGUGAUCAAGCAAGUUUUUUUGAAGCUGAAAAAGUGCCAAGAAUUAAGCAUAAGAAGAAAGGCACUGUGUCCAUGGUGAACAAUGGCAGUGAUCAGCAUGGAUCUCAGUUUCUUAUUACUACAGGAGAUAAUCUAGAUUACCUUGAUGGUGUUCAUACAGUGUUUGGUGAAGUGACAGAAGGCAUGGACAUAAUUAAGAAAAUUAAUGAGACCUUUGUUGACAAGGACUUUGUACCAUAUCAGGAUAUCAGGAUAAAUCAUACAGUGAUUUUAGAUGAUCCAUUUGAUGACCCUCCUGAUUUACUAAUUCCUGAUCGAUCACCAGAACCUACAAGGGAACAACUAGAUAGUGGCCGAAUAGGAGCAGAUGAGGAAAUUGAUGAUUUCAAAGGAAGAUCAGCUGAAGAAGUAGAAGAAAUAAAGGCAGAAAAAGAGGCCAAAACUCAAGCUAUUCUGUUAGAAAUGGUGGGAGACCUACCUGAUGCAGAUAUUAAACCUCCAGAAAAUGUGCUGUUUGUGUGUAAAUUGAAUCCAGUGACCACAGACGAGGAUCUGGAGAUAAUAUUUUCAAGAUUUGGGCCAAUAAGAAGUUGUGAAGUUAUCCGCGAUUGGAAGACAGGAGAAUCCCUCUGUUAUGCCUUUAUUGAAUUUGAAAAGGAAGAAGAUUGUGAGAAAGCAUUCUUCAAAAUGGACAAUGUACUAAUAGAUGACAGAAGAAUACAUGUGGAUUUUAGCCAGUCUGUUGCAAAGGUUAAAUGGAAAGGAAAAGGUGGGAAAUACACCAAGAGUGACUUCAAAGAAUAUGAAAAGGAACAGGAUAAACCGUCUAAUUUGGUUCUGAAAGAUAAAGUAAAGCCCAAACAGGAUGCGAAAUAUGAUCUUGUCCUAGAGGAGCAAGCAGAAGACUCAAAAUCAAGUCACUCACAUACAAGUAAAAAACACAAGAAGAAAACCCGUCACUGCUCUGAAGAAAAAGAAGAUGAGGACUACCUGCCAAUCAAAAAUACUAAUCAGGAUAUCUACAGGGAGAUGGGGUUUGGUCACUAUGAAGAGGAAGAAAGCUGUUGGGAGAAACAAAAGAGUGAAAAGAGAGACCGACCUCAAAACCGAAGUCGUAGCCGAUCGCGAGAAAGGGAUGGCCACUAUAGUAACAGUCACAAAUCCAAGUACCAGCCAGAUCCCUACGAAAGAGACAGGAGCAAAAAGAGAGACCGAAGCAGGAGUCCUAAGAAAUCCAAAGAUAAAGAAAAAUCUAAGUACAGAUGAAAGAGAAAGAAUCAGGCAACAGUGGCUGACACAUUUACUCUCAUCUGGCUUAGAGUACCAGGUGUUCAGAUUUUGUGUCAAAGCAGUUAGACUCUGCUUGUUUGUUUUUUUUCCACACCAGAAUUAUGGACCUUUUAGAUUAAUAUGGAUUGUAUAAGGCACAGAAAGACAAUAAACAUUUUCUUUGUAUACUUUUUUACACUAAUUUUAUUGUUAUAUAUAAAUAGUUGUCUUCAUUUUUCAAGUCUUUCACAUUUUCCACUCUUUUUUUUUAAUGAAAUAUAUUUCAUACAGAAAUACACAAACGUUAUAUAUAAGGUCUAAAGACUAGCAAAUAUCCAUGUACCCAUCAGGCAGCAUGAGUAGAAUAUCACCUGUGUGUUAGAAGUACCGUAUGUGCCCCUUCCUUCUCAAGUAGUUAUUCUGAAUUUUGUGUUUGUUAUUCUCUUGUUACUAAAUGUUACAUCAUAUGUAUGUAUUCCUAAAAGAAAGGUUAAGUUUUGUAUGUUUUUGAAUUUUAUGUAAAUGGUAUAAUGUAUGUUUACCUCUGAUUUUUUUUCAAUUUAGUAGUUUUUAAGAGUCAUUUUUAUUGCUAUAUAGUACUGUUUGGAUAGACAACAGUUUAUCCAUUCUUCUGUCGAUGGACAUCUGGGGUUUGUCUGUUUUUGUUUUUGCUGUUACAAACAACGCUGCUGUGAACAUUCUGUAUCCAGGAGUGAUACUGCUUGGUCGUGUGAUACGGAUAUCUGGAUCUUUAUAAGAAAAUGCCAGAUUAUAUUCUACAGUGGCUGUACUAGUGUACAGCCCCCCAACAUCAUGUGAGUUACCUUUGUUUCACAUCUUUUCUGGAACGUAAUUAAAUUACUUGGAAACAGU